Messenger RNA from Rhincodon typus (whale shark), 7570 nucleotides. RefSeq names its product zinc finger protein 335-like. Gene Ontology annotation, molecular function: RNA polymerase II cis-regulatory region sequence-specific DNA binding. Gene Ontology annotation, cellular component: nucleus. The coding region runs from base 23 to 2689 and encodes 888 amino acids. The transcript has 19 exons. Lineage: Eukaryota; Metazoa; Chordata; Chondrichthyes; Orectolobiformes; Rhincodontidae. Gene Ontology annotation, biological process: brain development; positive regulation of neurogenesis; regulation of gene expression. The record is from RefSeq and is a predicted model, not a curated record.
GCCAGCGCAGGUCCUUGCGCUCAUGAAUACAAAAGAAGGCCCAAGGGGUGUUGCGGCCGGGGAGACUGCUGACAUGAUGGAGCUGGAGGAGAAUGCAGUACAGAGCAGCAGUGAUGCUGCUCCCUCGGGGCAGGAAGAACCCUCUGAGAGUGGCAUAGCAGCAGAGACAUCCGAGGCGGUAUCUGCAGACAGCAGUGACACAGUAACCACUCUUGGCGUAGCAGUUGAGGCCGACAAUGGCUCAGGUGUUGAUUCUGGUGUAGGUCAGAGCUCUGAAGAAUCAAUGGAGGUAGUUCCAGAAACUAGUUCCAGCACAGAUGUCAGAACCAUCUCACACCUUCCAGAUUCCUCUUCGGUUGCUCAGUCCACUAUUGUGUCCAGUGUCUCUACAGUUACACAGUCUAUCAUGGUGUCUGAAUCUGCCCAAGUACUGGUCCAUUCCAGCGUGGCACCAGAUGGUACCAUGAUAGUGUCCGACUCGACUGCUUCUACAUCCUCCGAUCUUGGAUCAGCUAUAGAUAAAAUUAUAGAAUCUACGAUUGGACCUGACAUUAUGCAGAGUUGUAUCGCAGUAACAAGUGCAGGAGAUGAAGGUGCUGAAGUCACGCAGUACCUUGUGUUGCCAUACCCUGAUGAUGGUGGUCCUAUUGAUUCCCAAAUGUCCAACUCUCAGAUGUCCAGCUCUAGGCUUUCUAAUCUGUCAGGUGAUGGGUUGGGAGAAGGCCCAACAUCUACCUGUACUGACCAUCUUGAGCAGCACGACUUGUCUAAUCUGGAGGACAUGAUGGAGGUGGUGGUGGUGCAGCAGUUCAAGUGCAAGAUGUGUCCGUAUAAAAGCAUCUCAAAGGACAAUCUGAUCAAUCAUAUGAAGGAUCGACAUCUCAACAUUGGUGGUUUUCUAUCGAAAAAGAGAGGAAGGGGCCGGCCAAGGAAGCAGAGUACAUCACCAAGACCAGAGGAAAAUAAGACUCGGGAGCAAGAGCAAGAUGAAGAAGAUGACGACAUUGUGGAUGCUGGAGCCAUUGAUGACCGAGAAGGGGUACAGAAGACUAAAGCUGGAGGAAUUCGGAGUUCUUUGAAAGUUAUAGAGAUGAGAAGGGGUGAUGUCGUUGAUGCACCCGGAUCCAAAGAUGAGAAUUUUAAUCCGCAGAAGUCAGCAGGUACAAGCGAGUCCUCUGAGAUCACAGCACAAAGUGCUCUAGACCUCCUGCUGAAUAUGAGUACGCCAAGGGAGCUGGUUACAAACUCAUUACAGGUAGCUGUACUGAAAUCAGACAGUACAGUCCAAGAUCAGACCUCUCAGGAACCUCAAAACCGUGAGGAAGAGCAAUUGACCAUGUCACCCCAACACAAAAUUGUCACAUUGCACGUGGGAGAACAUGGUGAGACUGUGGUCCAGGAAAUGUACGAAACAACAACCAUAGAGAGCUCUGGAAUCCCACAGGUCACCAUCAACCCUUACACCAAUGGGACAGAAUACAAUGUUGUCACACCAGGAAGUGAGGAAAUGCAGCAUGCUGCCACAGUUUACAGUGGCUCAGAUGGCAGUGGAGAUGUUGCCCACACUGUGGUAGUCAGUGGUGAUGAGUUAAAACAGCAUCAUGGUCACUUCAUAAUGACGACCAACAUGCAGGGGAAUCAGUUUCAACAGAUUGAGUUUACUGGUGACAUCACAUCUCCACAAGUUGAUUCAAAUCUGCAGUCAUCAUCAAUGAAGAAGUUUUCCUGCAAAAUAUGUACUGCCUCAUUCCAUGGUCGAGCAGAGAUGGAGAGUCAUAAGAGAGCACAUGCAGGAGAGCAGGGCUUCAAGUGUCUUGAUUGUAAUUUUGCAGCCAGUACCUGGCCAGAAGUCAGAAACCAUAUGCUUCAACAUUCUAACCUGAGACCUCACAAAUGUAACCAAUGUAGUUUUGCAUCCAAGAAUAAGAAAGAUCUUCGCCGGCACCUGCUAACGCACACAAAUGAGAAGCCUUUUUCUUGUGAUAUUUGUGGACAGAGGUUUAAUCGAAAUGGCCAUCUGAAGUUUCACGUUGAACGAUUGCACAGCUCUGACUCUCAGCAGAAGCAGCCUCGACAGCAGCAUGUCAUUCUGAACAGUGAUGACGAAGCGAUUGCUCUGCAAACAGAUGAAACAGUUGUUUCACCAGACAGAUUCCAGACGUUGGCCCCAGAUCACAUCAUUGUAGCCCAGGAGCAGUCUAUUUCUGACCAGGAUGAGACAACGUACAUUCAACAUAUAACAUCUGAUGGACAGACUGUUCAACACUUAGUUACAGCAGAUAACCAGGUGCAGUACAUCAUUUCACAGGAAGGUGUACAACAUCUUGUUCCACAGGAGUAUGUAGUUGUCCCUGAUGGUCACCACAUUCAGGUACAGGAUGGUCAAAUACACCAUAUACAGUAUGAAUCAGAUCCACAAAUACACCAGGUCUUAGAGGGACAACAGAUUGCAGUAAGCCAUGAUGGACAGAUCCAGUAUGUGCCAAUCACUGACCAGCAAAUAGUCACACAAGCUGAGCUAGAAGCUGCUGCACACUCUGCUGUGACAGCUGUAGCAGAUGCUGCCAUUGCUCAGGUCCAAGGGAUCUACGCAACUGAGGCUACAGAAGAACAAAUACAGCAGCUUCAGCAACAGGCAAUCCAAUAUGAGAUGGCUCAAGCUGAGGUUAUUGCAUACUCUGAAGACUAAAACAAUGCAAAUGGCAGCAGGAGAAGAUGACUUAAGCACUUUUUAAUUUUUAGAGAGAGAGAGGGGUCAUUGAGGAUAAGAGACAGACAAAUGACUGAUCUCCUUUCCCUGCCUUGUAAUACUUUUGGUUUGCUCCUUAGAUUAUCCCGAAUACUUGCAUGAAAUGAGCUGAAAAAAAAGCACAUCUGUACUUUUUAUUCUUUCUCUUUCACUUUCUAUCUACCCACCCACACCCCCAACUUGUCAACAGGACUAUUGACCAAUUUGCAAAUCACUUGGUAGUGAAUCCUCAAAAACAGCCCCCAUUUUCAAAUGCCCUUUUUGAUAGUUAUUAAAAGGUUCAGCACAAUGUUUAACAGCUGAUGAACCUGUGCAGUUUCAAAAAAGUUCUUGAUUUUUGACAAACGUUAUGUACACAGAUCUAUACAUGACUUAUAUUUAUGUUUAUGUAUAUAGAAUAUAUACAAAAAUAUUAUGUAUAGAUUAUUGAAUUGCUACAGGUGAAUUAUAAGGCAAUGACCUAGUUGAGGAACUUAGUUGUUAGAUCAUUGCCUCUUGUUUUCCAUUUUAAUAUAUAGCAGAUAUUGAAUUUGGAAAAAAAAUUACCAUUGCAGUAAUCUAGUCUGUGAUGUAGAAUUUUGUUUUCAAGGUAAAAGAACAAAAUGUUCUUGCUAUUUUGUCUUUCCUUUUGAUUUUAUAUGUGGGGAAUCUGAAAUUGUAUUGGAUCACGUUAUAGGAUGUGUAAUAACUUUUUUGGGAACAAAAUUCCAGUUUGAAAAAUUUGUGCUUGGUGCAUAUUGAAAUCAAGUUUAAAAUGUUGGAAGGAAUUCUCCCUUUCCCAUCAUACUCCUAAUAGUUAGGUGUGUAAUUGUACUGACUAGGAGGAUGUUCAACCGUAAGAACCAGGAAAUGUCCACCUUAAACCCAACUCCCUAUUGUGUUGGCUGAUUUCAGCUCUGCAUCAACUGGAUCAUUAACUCUGGUCCCUGUUGUAGUGAUUAACAGUAAGCCAAUUUGGCACCAGUAAUGAAACUUACUUGGAAGCUUUUAACAGGAAAACAAUUUGUAGGGAACCUUUUCACAUAUUAUGGACAUCUAGAUAUAGCCCUGUUGAGAAUAGUGAUAAUAAAGCACAAGGAAGCUUGUCUGUGACAGGGUUACAGUCUCAUAACAGGUCAAUAUUUAUUUUCUCCUGGUCUGAAUGUUGAAGAAUUUCACUUGUUAAAACAUCAGCCUAGCUUGCACCAUAUCAGGGAAUCCAUAUUGAUUUGACGGUUGAUAUCUCCAGAUUUAUCUAAUUAAUAUUUCUUGGGUUGCAUAAAGAACCAUUCGAGUUUAGUAAUGCUCACCACAUUCAAUUUUGUUUGUUAGACCAUCCAUUUGGUUGCUUUCAUAAUGCUGGAAUCAAUAAUCCAUCAGUACAACCUGCCAUUGACCAGUUUUUGCAUUUUCCCAUGAACACGUCCUGCUAAUAUUGCGAAAUUAAACUGUACAUACAGUAUUGUACAUAGAAUAAUUUAUUGCAUAGGAUGAGAUAUUUUGCUUACCAAAUGGCUUAAAAUGAUUACAGUUGACUCUUAUUACCUCAACUACAGUGGAUUCUACUUUUGCUGUCUUUGUCAAUUGUGGUUACUGUUUGUUUACUGAGACCUUAUUCUCUUCAAUACAUUGCAUUCAUUUUGUAAUCACGCAUUCUCCCUUUGUUUUUCUAAGAAGCAUUUCCACUUGUACAUUUUCACUACCAUUAUACUGAUACUUAUGCAUAGUUGCGAAGCACUUUUAGAAGUAUAGUUAUGAAAGCAGUAUUGGCUGCAAAUCUCAUUGUAUGCAUGGUGAAGUGAGGGGGUGUAAUACCAUUCCUGGUAGAUAGUCUGAACCCCACAUGGGCAUACCACUUGGUGUAAUGCAUCUCUAGUCUAGUACAAAAUCACACUUCUGAAAAAAAUCGCUUAGUUUUGUCGGACUUGCUGAGGACUUCCCAAUCAUUUAUUGUUAUGACAGUCCCAUCUUCCAAACCUUGAGAAUGCACUGAUUGUACAGCAGAGUACUGCUGUUUUGUGCUAGCAGUACCAGGGCUGUGUUGCAGGGGACCUCAGCCAGAAAUGGUCUAAAUCUGAGCUCAAUCUAAAAUCUGUGCAAUUUGCUUCUUUUCCUGCUCUCACCCUUGCAUUUCUAUUAACUGGUCGUUGAGAAGGAACUAUGUAAUUAUUCAAUCACUAGAAAAAAUGGUGAGCCUAGCUAAUUGAAUUCAUUUCACUCGGUUUAUUGAGAAAUUCACUCUCUACAUCUGCUAUUAUCCCUUAAAAUAACUAAGUAAAUUUUUGUGCUAACCAACUAAACAUAGCAAUAAAUGGAGUCUAUUAUUUGAGACCUGAGUUUUUAAAACAGUUAGAAUUAGUAUAAUGAUAGGUCCAUGUGGGCACCACUGAUGUAAGCAGGGCUAAGAAAAAUAAUUGAGCUGAGGGUGUAUGAGCAGCAAGUGACUGAAAUAAAAUGCAGAUUCACAAAAGGUGAUUGUCUGGAUUAUCAUCUGAGUCACAAACAAAUUGACAUGGGGUAAAUUAGAUCACAGCUGAAACUUAUGGCUCAAAGAUUGGUAGUGAAGAAAUAAGUUUUGGUUCAUGGAGCAAUGGCACAAGUACUAGGGAAAGCAGGAAUGAUUAUCGUUGUGAGAUCCUUCUGAAUUGUAUUGGAAAUGGUGUACAGGCAAAUAGUAUAACUGGGAUUGUAGACAGGGCUUUAAACUUAAUAGUGGGAGUGGUGGGAGUGUUCAUUUUAAGAUAAUAUUUGGAAAGUCCUUUUUUUUUUGUUUUAAAACAAAAAGGACAAGUCAAUAGGGCAGUGUCAUACUGUGGGUGGUAAUAACCAGAUGUGACAGGAGGGGACAGAGCAUGCAAACAGAGAUAUAGUGAGAGGGCCAUAUUAGUAGAACAGGGAAAAAAUGGUGAAAAUACAGAAUUAAAGCCUCUAAACUGAUUGCAUCAAUGUUUGUAAUAAGAUGAAUAAAUUGAUAGCACAAAUAAGAAUGAGUGUCAUAACUAUGACUGAAAUAUGAUUACAGAAGUCAUGGCUAGAUUCUGAAUAUUAAAGGGUAUUAGACAAUAUGGGAGAAUAGGAGGAAAGGACAGGACGUAGAGUACUUUUUGGAAAAGUUUCAGUGAUUGGCUAGCCACAGUGAUUUUACAAUUAAGUUAAGUGAAUGGAAAAUGAUUUGGCAACUGGCGUAUAAUGUGGAAAAAUAAGACAUCCCUUUGACAGGAAGAAUAGAAAACAAUGCAUGAAGAUCUGGGUGUCCUUGAAUCAGAAUCUCAAAUGUAAUGCAUAUACAGUAAGUAAUGGCUAUAAAUAUUGGCGUUUAUUGAAAGGGGGCAUCGAAUAUAAAAGUAAGCAGUCUUGCUACACCUUUACAGGGUGAGACUGCUCCUGACGUAUUAUGCCCAUGUUUUGGUCUCAUUACUUGAUGAAUAUGCUUGUUUUGCAAGCAGCACAGAAACCCUUUGAUAUGCUGAUUUCAGGAUGAUCAUUUCAGUUUAGGAGAAUUAAGGGUGAUCCUAUUGAAACAUCAGAUUUUGAGGGGGCUUGAUGGUGCUGAGAGAAUGUUUUUCCCCCACAUGGGGGUUCUAGAACUAGGGAUACCAUUUUAAAUGGGAGGCCCUUAUUUUUAUGUUGAUAGUGUGGAAUUUCUUCUCAAGGUUAUUCUUUGGAAAUGUCUUCCACAGAGAGCAGUGGAAGACCGUUCAAAUAUAUGUAGUCUUGAGUUAGAUGCGUUUUUGAUUGACAAGGAAUUCCAGGGUUAUGGGAGUAGAUAGUAAAUUGGAGUUCAGGCCACAAUCUGAUUAGAUGCAGUCUUUUAAUGGUGGAGCUAGUUUGAUAGGGCUGAAUGGCCUGCUCAUGUUUUUUAGGAUCACAACCGCCAAUUCUUAAUUGGCGCCAUCUGUUUUUACUAUCACAACCUACUUCGGUGUUGACUGAAGGAGAGGUGUUUAAAUGAAAUCAACCAGAGGUUAUUUUGCAUUCUUAAGUCCGAUUGAGCACCUUUGCAAUGUUCACAUUUUUAUUGAAUGGUAUUUAAUGACCAAACAUAAUGCAUAGCCUCUGCAAGCAAGAGUCAUGGUUCAUUAGAAUCCUAUUCCAAUUAAGUACUUGCCAAAGAUGUUUAUCAACUGCGUAGCCUUUUACACUUCAUUAACCAGUACGUUUCUGUAGCAACUGAUCUGUGAAUCACAGUCGUGCUUCCACCUUCAAUGCCGAAAUGCCUAUUAUUCUGUCUCAUCCUGCUCAUCCUUCCUUGUGUUACCCUCCUCUUUAAGCCCAAGACUUGGACCUGAAAGUUGAUGAUCAGCUCGUUUCAGCAUUCACCGCCAGAUCUGUAUGGACCACCUAAAUUAGUAUCAUGUUCUGCUCUUGACUGCCAAAACUAUUCACUGUCCCAAAUUCAUCUGGAGUGCAAAUAAAUCCCCUGAGUCCUCUGUUCCAAAUUGAUAUUUUAAACCUCUUUCCCUGCCUCCUUUCACCCUUGCCUUCAACUCAUGCAAUCUGCUUAUUGUGUCAGUAUGAUUGACACUGUUAGCUGUGUCUGCUGCUUCACUCGGCCAAGCCAUAUUGUUUCUGAAUUUCCUUAGCACCUAAUCCUUUUUGAUCUCUUACCUUCCUCGUAUCCUUGGAGUUUCUUUUCAUAAGAUCCACUUCCUAAUCUCUCAAAUUUAUUCCCCUCAAACUGCUUAUCAGUCGUCUUUCCCAAAAUGGGACUGAUGUUGUAGAGGCUGUUCUCCUUUUAUUAUUGCCUCUCACCUCAAUAAGCCUGCCCUUGAUCCCUCUGCCCUUACAAACUGUCCUUCUUCUCAAACAUGGUGUCCAAAAUAAAAUCAUAGAUUAUGAGUA